UAUAGGUGUAAAAGCGACGUUCAUUCAUCCGAGCUUUGAUAUGUACUCCAAAGUACAUGACCAUAGGCACAACGUCGCUCUUAUGAAACUCUAUCGUCCAUUUAAUUUACAGCAUCUACAUAAUUCUUUAGAUUUUUCAAAUAAAACCAGUGGCAUGUUCGUUAAUAUUGGAGCGACUAAAUCAAUAAAUUCAUAUGAUUGUUGUUUUAUAUACGGCUGGGAUAGUAUUUUAUUUUCUAAAAUGCGGGUGUUUACGAAACCUAUACAAAUAGUUUCAGUACAACCCCGAGAUAAAGAUGCCUGUGUAAAUAAAAUCAAUGACGUAAAUAUUGUAUGUGCUAGCGGUGAAAGCCGGAAACAGUGCGCAGGUAAUCCGGGGUCACCGAUUGUCUGUAAUGAACCGAAUGGGAAUAGCCGCGUACUUGGAAUAGCAUCUUGGACUAACUAUUCCCUUCAAUGCGAUGGUUCUUCAACUUAUUUAAAUCUUACUUCCUUUAGAUCGUGGAUAAAUAAUAUAAUAUCAAUGGACUUUAAUUCAAAUUAUAAUUUUGACAGCUAUAGUAGUACUGAAAAUCAUAAAAUCCAAAGUAAAAAUUAUGUUGUUACUAAAAUAAUUAUGGACAAUCAUGCUAUCAAUGAUUUUUCAACAACACUUAAGACACUUGAGCGUCAUAAUUAUGAAAAUACUGAGCGAAGUGAUAAAAGUGUAGAAGAAAAAUCAACUGAUAAUGAAGAACUGUCGGAUAUUUUUCCUCUAUAUAAUUCGUCAUGUGCAAAUUUACUAAACUCAAUUAAUUUUCUUGUACUUUUAGGACUUACCUUUAUUUUUAAUGUAUAA
Microplitis demolitor is the source of this 838-nucleotide messenger RNA. Its product is annotated as kallikrein 1-related peptidase b21-like. Gene Ontology annotation, biological process: proteolysis. Gene Ontology annotation, molecular function: serine-type endopeptidase activity. Lineage: Eukaryota; Metazoa; Arthropoda; Insecta; Hymenoptera; Braconidae. The record is from RefSeq and is a predicted model, not a curated record. The transcript is spliced from 2 exons. Bases 41 to 838 code for a protein of 265 amino acids.